Messenger RNA from Gavia stellata (red-throated loon), 5509 nucleotides. It is a transcript of the gene BAZ1A, whose product is annotated as bromodomain adjacent to zinc finger domain 1A. The transcript has 26 exons. Lineage: Eukaryota; Metazoa; Chordata; Aves; Gaviiformes; Gaviidae. The record is from RefSeq and is a predicted model, not a curated record. Gene Ontology annotation, biological process: chromatin remodeling. Gene Ontology annotation, molecular function: protein binding.
AUGCCGCUGCUGCACCGAAAGCCUUUCGUGAGGGAGAAGCCCCCCGCGGACCUUCGGCCGGACGAGCGCGUUUUCUACUGCAGGGUCACUAACGAGAUCUUCAGGGACUACGAUGAUUUUUUUGAACGUACCAUUCUGUGCAACAGCCUUGUGUGGAGCUGUGCUGUCACAGGUAAACCAGGACUCACAUAUCAGGAAGCACUAGAAUCGGAGAGAAAAGCCAGACAUAAUCUUCAAAGUUUUCCAGAGGCACUCAUCAUUCCAGUUCUCUACUUGGCCACCCUUACCCAUCGCUCCCGACUUCAUGAGAUCUGUGAUGAAAUCUUUGCUUAUGUCAAGGAUCGGUAUUUUGUUGGUGAAACAGUGGAAGUAGUUAGAAACAAUGGUGCAAGGUUGCAGUGCAAGAUUUUGGAAGUCAUAGCUCCAGCCCAUCACAAUGGAAUGGCAAACGGCCACGCCAGCAGCACUGACGGAGACACAAUUGUCAUCAGCGACAGUGAUGACUCAGAAACACACAAUAGCUCUGCACAAAAUGGGGAGAAGAAAGCCAUAAUUGAUCCUUCUUUGUUCAAAUACAAAGUCCAACCUAUUAAAAAAGAACUAUAUGAAACUGUUAUUGUUAAAGCAUCUCAACUAAGCCGGAGGAAACAUCUCUUUUCUCGUGAUAGACUUAAACUUUUUCUGAAACAACACUGUGAACCACAUGAUGGAGUCAUUAAAACUAAGGCAACAUCAAUUGCAAAAUAUAAUCUAGCAGAACAAAAUUUCUCCUACUUCUUUCCUGAUGACCCACCCACAUUUAUCUUCAGUCCUGCAAGCAGACGGCGAGGGAGACCUCCAAAGAGGGCUUGUCUUGUAAGUAAUAGCAUUUUUAAUUCCAGAUGAAGACACAUCAGCAUAGAGGACGAGAUUACUGUUAAACAAAAUACCCAAGGAAACAAAAGUAAAGUAGCAAGGGAAAAGACAAAGUUCCAGAAGCAAAAAGAAGACACACAGGCCAUGGCUUUUGAAAAAGCUAAAUUAAAACAAGAGAAGGCGAAUGCUAUAGAAGCUAAGAAAAAGGAGAAAGAAGAUAAGGAAAAAAAGAGAGAAGAAUUAAAGAAGAUUGUGGAAGAAGAAAGGAUGAAGAAGAAAGAAGAGAAGGAGAGACUCAAAAUAGAAAAGGAAAAAGAAAGAGAGAAGCUGCGUGAAGAAAAAAGAAAAUAUGUGGAAUACCUGAAACAGUGGAGUAAGCCUAGAGAAGAUAUGGAGUGUGAUGAUCUUAAGGAACUUCCUGUUCCAAUGCCAGUGAAGACAAGACUUCCUCCUGAGAUCUUUGGUGAUGCUCUGAUGGUUUUGGAGUUUUUAUAUGCUUUUGGGGAACUUUUUGAUCUUCAAGAUGAAUUUCCUGAAGGAGUGACUUUAGAAGUUUUAGAGGAAGCUCUUGUAGGAAAUGACACUGAAGGCCCACUGUGUGAAUUGCUGUUUUUCUUCCUGACUGCCAUCUUUCAGGCAAUGGCCGAAGAGGAAGAGGAAGUGGCCAAAGAUCAAAUAGCUGAUGCUGAGACCAAAGAUUUAACAGAGGCUUUGGAUGAAGAUGCAGACCCCACAAAAUCUGCACUGUCUGCAGUUGCAACUUUGGCAGCUGCAUGGCCCCAGUUACAUCAGGGCUGCAAUUUGAAAAACUUGGAUCUUGAUAGCUGCACUCUUUCUGAGAUUCUCAGACUUCAUAUUCUAGCAUCAGGUGCUGAUGUAACAUCAGCCAAUGCAAAAUACCGUUACCAGAAACGAGGAGGGUUUGAUGCUACUGAUGAUGCUUGCAUGGAGCUGAGAUUAAGUAAUCCUGGUCUCUUGAAGAAACUUUCAAGUACCUCAGUGUAUGAUUUGUUACCAGGAGAAAAGAUGAAGAUCCUUCAUGCCCUCUGUGGGAAACUUCUGACUCUCGUCUCCACUCGAGAUUUCAUUGAGGACUCUGUUGAUGUGUUACGGCAGGCAAAACAAGAGUUCAGAGAAUUAAAGGCAGAACAGCAUCGCAAAGAACGAGAGGCAGCAGCAGCAAGGAUACGUAAGAGGAGAGAAGAAAGGUUAAAAGAACAAGAGUUGAAAAUGAAAGAGAAACAAGAAAAGCUGAAGGAAGAAGAGCAAAGAAAUCCUGCUGUAGAAGUUUCUGUUGGGGAGGAGGAACGGGAAGAUCUUGAUACUAGUACAGAGAGCAAAGAAAUUGAACGUAAAGAGCAAGACAUGGACACAGUGACAGAGGAUGAAGAAGAGCUGGGACCAAACAAAAAAAGAGGAAGAGGAAGGAGAGGGCAAAAUGGAUAUAAAGAAUUUACAAGACAAGAAGAGACCACUUGUGGAAAGAGUGAACCUCUUACUGCUGAAGAUGAAGAAGCUUUAAAACAGGAGCAACAAAAGAAAGAGAAUGAACUCUUAGAAAAGAUUCAGAAUGCAACAGCCUGCACAAAUAUCACCCCGCUAGGUCGUGACCGUCUGUACCGACGCUACUGGAUUUUCCCCUCCGUUCCUGGAUUGUUUAUAGAAGAGGACUAUUCUGGUCUCACAGAAGACAUGUUGUUGCCUCGAACCUCUUCUUUUCAGAAUAGUGUACAGUCUUGCACAAGUGAACCUCAGGUAUUCAGUAAAACUGGAGAGUCUUUGAAAUCCUCUGAAUCUACCUCCAAUAUUGACCAAGAUUCACACACCAGUGUUGUCGUAGAGGUGCCAAGGCCAGUAUAUAAACCAAACCGUUGGUGCUUUUACAAUUCUCGGGAACAACUGGACCAACUCCUAGAGGCUCUCAAUUCCCGAGGACACAGGGAGAGUGCCUUAAAAGAAACUCUUUUACAAGAAAAAAGUAGAAUAUAUGAACAACUAAGCAGUUUUCCUGUGGAAAAAUUCCAUAUUCCAGACAAACCUCAAAGUGACAUCAGACUUUCUUCAGGACGGGGAAGGAUGCAGAAUGCCCAUGAUGGAUCUCACAUAUCUGCAGAGAAGCAGCUAGAACUGAGACUUAGAGACUUUCUUUUGGACAUUGAAGAUAGGAUCUACCAAGGAACAUUGGGGGCUAUUAAGGUUACAGACAGACAGUCUUGGAGAGCAGCCUUAGAACAUGGGCGGUAUGAGUUUCUGAAUGAUGAAAACAAAGAAAAUGGCAUAAUUAAAACUGUGAAUGAAGAACCUGAAGAAAUGGAAACUGAUGAUCAAGAUAAGUUUAUUGUGAAAGACAGACUUGUUGGGUUAAAAACUGAAGCUCCAAGUGCUGCAUCAACAAGUACAAGUACUCCUCAGCCAGUUAAUAACGUGGUCCACUACUUGGCAUCCGCACUGCUUCAGAUAGAACAAGGAAUUGAGCGCAGGUUUCUCAAAGCACCUCUUGAUGCCAGUGAUGGUGGACGAUCCUAUAAAACAGUUUUGGAUCGCUGGAGAGAGUCGCUUCUUUCUUCUACCAGCUUAUCCCAAGUCUUCCUUCAUCUGUCUACGUUGGAUCGAAGUGUCAUCUGGUCAAAGUCCAUCCUCAAUGCUCGCUGUAAAGUGUGUCGAAAGAAAGGCGAUGCAGAAAGCAUGGUGCUGUGUGAUGGCUGUGAUCGAGGCUAUCAUACUUACUGUAUCAGGCCCAAACUCAAGGUCAUUCCUGAAGGAGACUGGUUUUGUCCAGAGUGCCGACCAAAACAGCGCUCUAGGCGCCUCUCCUCCAGACAGAGACCUUCUGUGGAAAGUGAUGAAGAGACUGCUGAACGACUAAGAGAAGGGGAAGAAGAGGCAAACUAUGAUGAAAUGGGACAAAGUGAGGAAGAGCACUAUGAAGAAGAACAAGAUGAGGAGGAUGAAUCUCAAGAAGAAGAAGAGAUAAGCCCAUCAAAGCAAGGAAGACCCCAGGUCAAGUUUCCAUUAAAAAUGAGAGCAGCGAAACUCAACAAUCCAUUCUCAAGUCCGAACAGCCAGCGUCAGGCAAGAUAUGCUUCUCGGAGUCAGCAAAACACACCUAAGCAAACUGAAUCUUCAUCUAAAGUGACCAGAAGGGGAUUAAGAAGGGUAAAAUCAGCCCCUACAUCAGUGACAAAGCCUUCUUUAAGACUUAAUAGCCGGACCACUCGUCAGAGCCAAAGUUCAUUACAAGCAGAUGUAUUUGUGGAAUUACUCAGUCCUCGGAGAAGGCGAAGAGGAAGAAAGAGUGCUGAUAACACACUGGAAAACAGCCCUUCCAAUUCUCUCGGAUUUAGAAUUGUUGAUACCGCAGACUCGAAUGAACGGCUUAGGAAGUAUCCAGUUUCUGCUUCAAAGCUUUCUCUUCCUGUUACUGAACCCAAGAGAAGAGGCAGGAAACGACAAUCCACAGAAUCAUCUCCUCAAAUCUCAUCGAACAGGAGAAGUUCAGGACGUCAAGGAGGAGUCCAUGAACUCUCAGCUUUUGAACAGCUCGUAGUGGAACUGGUACGACAUGAUGACAGCUGGCCUUUCAUGAAACUGGUUUCCAAAAUCCAGGUACCAGACUACUAUGAUAUCAUCAAAAAACCUAUUGCCUUAAAUAUAAUCCGUGAAAAAGUGAAUAAAUGUGAAUAUAAGUUAGCCUCGGAAUUCAUUGAAGACAUUGAGCUGAUGUUUUCAAACUGCUUUGAAUACAACCCUCGUAACACAAGUGAAGCAAAAGCUGGAACUAGACUUCAAGCAUUCUUCCACAUUCAGGCUCAAAAGCUUGGACUUCCGAUCACACCUGGUAACGUGGACCACGCCGCUCCCGCGGUGAAGAAGUCGCGAAUCUAACCUCUGCCUUCCAAAGGAUUUUUUGAGGAAAUCUGUUAUGUUCAUUAAAAUGAAAUUUUAAAUCACACAGUCGUCAUACCUGUAUAAAGCAAUAACAACUGUUUAACCACCUUGAAGUGUGGCCUGCACUAUAUUCUCAAUGUAAUAUUAAGCACUCAGGAGAAUGUAGGAAAGAUUACCUUUGCUACAGUUUUAUUCAGUGUCUAAUAAUUUUGAUAGAUGUACUGGAUACAGUACUGGUUUACAGAGGUUUUGUACAUUUUUAAUACAUUCAUGUGUCCAAAUAUCUUCCAGAAGUACAUUGUUUUUUCCUGCACCAAUGACCUUGUUUCAUCCUCUAGAUUUUGUAGGAGCUGUGGUAUUGAGGGCUUUAUCAACUCAGAUAAAAUCUUCUGCUGUAGCACAGUUGAAGAAACUGUGUGUAUGUUUAAAACUUGUUUGAGCUUAUCUUCUCAACACUACACAUGAAUGAGUACAAUUGCAUAUCUUCUAAGUACUGUACCAGUGCUGGCUGGAGGUAUUCAGUCUGAGUUUAUUAAGUAGAUAUUUAUUUAGCAUUCAAAGUAAUUUGUGAAUUUGUUUUGUAUUUAUAAAAUUUGUACUUGGGGAUUAAAAACAAAAAAAAAGGAAAAAAAGAGAGAGUUCCAUAACUUUUUAAAUUUUUUUCAGGUGUGGUUUUUGUUUUUUUUUGUUUAUUCCCCUCUAACUUGAUGAUCAAUCAAUAAAUACCUUCCCCUGUCCUUGGCAGUUCUUCUAGCAAUGAGUAAAU